AUGGUCGCAAUCACUGUUCCUGACAACUACGGCUCUGUCAUUGCCAUCGCCCUGGGUGCAAUUCCUGUCCUGGGAUUUGUCCACGGCAUUGUCACCGGAAAGACCAGAAAGGCCGCCAAUGUUCCUUACCCGCACAGUUAUGCCACCAUUGAGCAAUGCAAAUCGAACCCCAAAGCCGAACAAUUCAACUGCGCGCAACGUGCCCACACCAACUUUCUUGAAAAUGCCCCCCAGACCAUGCUUUUCACUCUGGUCGCAGGACUGAAAUACCCUCAGUCGGCGACAGCAAUUGGAGCUUUAUGGUUGACCUUCCGCACUCUCUUCCUGUAUGGCUACGUGUACUCGGGCAAGCCCCAGGGUAAGGGAAGAAUGAUUGGCGCAUUCUUCUGGUUGGCGCAGGGCGCUCUUUGGGGAUUGACUGUGUUUGGAGUUGCAAAGGACUUGAUUUCCUACUAA
Molecule: messenger RNA, 456 nt
Organism: Aspergillus wentii DTO 134E9
Lineage: Eukaryota; Fungi; Ascomycota; Eurotiomycetes; Eurotiales; Aspergillaceae
Product: MAPEG family protein
Exons: 3
Coding region: 1-456 (151 amino acids)
Cellular component (GO): nuclear envelope; membrane; endoplasmic reticulum
Molecular function (GO): glutathione transferase activity; glutathione peroxidase activity
Source: RefSeq, a predicted model, not a curated record